Gordionus sp. m RMFG-2023 is the source of this 5962-nucleotide messenger RNA. RefSeq lists its product as uncharacterized. Gene Ontology annotation, biological process: cell-cell adhesion. Bases 207 to 5861 code for a protein of 1884 amino acids. The transcript is spliced from 17 exons. Gene Ontology annotation, molecular function: protein binding. NCBI's taxonomy places the organism in Eukaryota, Metazoa, Nematomorpha, Gordioida, Chordodea, Parachordodidae. The record is from RefSeq and is a predicted model, not a curated record.
UUAAAAAAAGGCAUUUUUAUAGAUAAAUUAAAAAAAUUUGUUAAAAUUAAUAAUAAAAAAAAAUAAUUUUUGCUAUAUCAUAUUUUAUUUUUUUCUAUGUACAAGAAGAGAGGAAUCAGUAUUAAAUGGAUUCAGAAAUAUUCAGUCAGGAUAACAUUUUCUUAGAAGCCCGAACUUCUACUCUGCCUGCCUAACCCCACCAAAAUAUGUAUUAUUUGAACAAAUCUACCAAUCAUAAUAUCACUAACGAUAUUAGUUUUCGUAAAUGGGAACAACUUAGAUAUAUAGUAAUCCUGUCAUUCCUUGUGAUGUUAAAAUUCGCUAACUCAACGGAUUUAGCACAAUCAUCCUCUCCAGUCAUACUUCCACCACCAAUCAUGCCAUUUUUGGACCCCGUAACAGAAAACGAUGGGUUCUUAUCUGAUUCUUCUUUCAGUGGAGACAACAUAGAUGACGAGGAAGUUGAAAAUGUUUUGUUGGUGGACAAGAUUUAUGCUAAAUUAUCGCCAAAAUCCUUAUCUUCGCCAAAACCCUCGGCAAAAAACCAUCUUGACGGGAAAUAUCAAAAUGAUCAGAAUCACCAUAGAAUAAAUAAAGCUAAUGCUAAACAUUUAAAAUCCUCUCCCGAGGAAUCUAACAAUGAAUUUUUAGACUUGAGCGCAUUAGCAAGCGAUAAAGUGGAGUUACCGUGCCCGGCCCUCCAAGCCUAUUUGCGCGUUAAACAAAUGCUUCCUUACAAAUCUAGAUUUUUAUCAUCUUCGACGACUACUUUUUUACCACGAUCAAUAUCUGGGCCAGUUUUGAAUACCAAAAAUAAUGACAGCAAAACACCACGCUACAACGUCGUGGUAGACACCGAUAACAUAGUGACCAAAUGGUUCAAAUACGAACCUGGGCAAGAUGGACUAUCCGCGGACGAAAGAUUGAACAUGAGGCGUUUUGACAAACAGGAAGCCGAUUAUCUUCGCGGGAGAGUUGGAAACGGAAGAUCCACGGGAGAGUCCCCAAAAAAUAUUCAAGGCAGUCGCGAUAAGACUGUUAAAGGAAGUUUGAGCCCUAUAUACAUAGUUCUCAUACCUUAUCCGCCUCAUAUCCGAACUGAUUACAUGAACAGGGCUUCUUUCACACCCCAAACUUCGGCGUUGACCAUUUCUAAUCUCACUAUCCAAGAUAAAGGAAUAUACAUUUGCAAGAUAAUAUACCUGAAAAAACCAGCAGAAACGCGAGGGCAAACGAGUUUCGUUAGACUAUCCAUCCAAUCUAAGCCCAAAAUUAUGGUCAGUGAGUCUUCUCCUUCUCACAUUUACACUAGCUUGAAUCAACAGGACAUCGCUAUGAGCUGCAAUGCAACAGGGGUGCCAGCGCCUGAUGUUUACUGGGUUAGGACCGACAAAGGACCGGAUAUAGAUUUCAACCGACAUUCCUUACUCUCAGCUUCGAGGAUCAUAAAUUCUAAGGAUGUUUUGGAAAAAUCUGAGAUGGGGUUAUUGGAUAGUAUGAGUUACUCUAGUUCCACUUUGACUAUACCCGUAAUUACUAAGGCCCACGAAGGCGCCACUUACACCUGCGUAGCCAAGAAUAAACGUGGUAUAGAUUUUAUGGCUGUGAAACUUAUUAUAGCAGAACCACCGCAAAUAGUUUCCCCGCCUAAAAAUAUGACUACCUUAGAAGGUUUGAGCGCUAAAUUCGAAUGCAAAGUUAAAUCGUUCCCAAAUAACGUUUCCUACGAUUGGUACAAAGAUGGGAUCCUUAUGACUUCGUUGCAAGACUUUUCCUCGCGAUUCUCCAUUUCAGCUUACUCGGGUUCUUUAACUAUCAAUCCGACGAAAAAAACCGAUUCUGGUACCUAUACCUGCUCUCCCGAUAACAAAAACUCCCCCAGACCCUACGCCUCCGCCUAUCUAAACAUACAAUACCCAGCGACGAUAUCCCAAAACCGCCUGCAAAAUCCUCAAUACAUACCCCGCAACAUGUCCGGCAUCAUUAAGUGUCCCAUCGAUUCGAACCCUCCUUUGCAAUUUGUUAUAUGGUCCAAGGAUGGGAAGGUUUUAGAUUAUGCCUCUUAUGCCAACCCAAGACCAAAUCAAGAACGUGAUAGAUAUGAUAGUAACACUGGGAAUGAGAUCGAAUACCACAAAAAUGGGGAAGAAGGAAGGGAUGUUGCUAAGAAAUUUAAAAAUAAUUACAUUGGAAAUUACAAAAGCUUGUCCCAUUUCGAGAUAUUGGUGAAUGGUUCUUUAUGGUUAGAAAGUGUGGACCCUUCCGUUCACGAAGGUAUGUAUAGCUGUACUCCAUACAAUAAGAUCGGGACCUCUGGACCUUCCAAAGAGUUCAAGGUCUUGGUUAAAGAUCCUCCUCUAUUCGUUCACACACCAAAUUUCAUUUAUAACAUUAGAGCUGGCGAAUCUUUGACAUUACCUUGUUCAGCGAUUGGCAAUCCCAAUCCUUUAGUUUUGUGGAUGAGGGAAAGUGGUUCCGAUUUGCCUAUGGGCAGAACCUUCUUUUCAGCGGGAAAUCUAACCAUAACUUCAGUUCAGAAAGAAGAUCAUGGGCGUCUCUUAUGCAGAGCUUCUAAUAAGGUCGCCAGCAUAACCUUGUUUGCCGAUAUUAUGGUUUCAAAUACCUCUCCACAUUCACCUUUUAACCUUUCCGUGAGGCCAAGUAUCUACGGGGCUUAUGUAACCUGGACACCGGGGUACGAUGGGGGAAGCCCCGCCAGCUACAUUGUUUGGUAUUCGAAAAGCUAUACAUUAUCCGACAUACAGAAGUCUUUCUCGUUGGGUGUCGACAACUCAUUCAUUUCACCGGAAUCCUAUGAUUCAGUGAAAAUGGAUUCCACUUCCGGGCUCAUAAUAGACUUAGAUCCUGAUACCGAAUAUCUGUUUCAAGUUCAAGCUGUUAACGUAUUUGGAUAUAGCGCUAAAUCCGGGUCCAUCAUCGCUAAAACUAGAAAAAUUUCUCAAAGAUUUUCAAUGCCAUCCAUGCAAGGUUUGAUUCAAAGAGCCGCCUCGUUCAACGUUAACGAUGAUGAUAAAGUAAAGGCUCCCAAAAUUUAUAGGGCAUAUUUGAAGAAAGAUACUUUUGUUCUAGAGUGGCAAAAUGUCAAAAACAUUUCUUACCCGCUGUUUUAUAUAAUCGAAUACAGCUUCGGAGACGAUUACGACAAAGAUUGGCUAAAAUUGAAGCCAGCCGUGCACUCCAAUUUCAAGGAUAAUCAGCUGAUAGCUGUAACAAUCCCCAGGCACGAGAUUCUAGCAAAAAAUGGUGAUCAAAUACCAGAUCGUAUCAGAUUCAGACUGAGAGGUUAUACGUUGACAUCUAAGAGCGAGCCUAGUGAUAUUAUAGAAAUAAUGAAUUUAGCUGCCAAGCCUAAAUUGACGAAACCAUUGAUAGCUGGUAUCAUAAGCGGUGUAUCCUUCUUCUUAUUGGCUUCCACCUUGGUAAUCAUGAUAAUCAUGCUUUACAGAUCACGGGAAAGGAAGCGCAAAUCUGGUCAAAGUGGGAGAGGGCCGAUGUUAGAAAACAGUAGCAGUGCUGAAAGCUACCAGUCUAUGCAAUACGGUCGGCCCGUAGGUGUUCGUAAAGAUAUACAUUCGAACGGAAUAACUAACAAACCAAAGGGACACAAAUUGAAUGGAAAUGGUUCUAUCUACCACAGACCUGAAAUACUUUGCAAUGACGAUAUAAAGAAACGAGUUAUGCCGACACCUAAAUCCUCAAUCAAUGGCAAAUCACGCGGAACGAAUAGCACACCUCCUGUCUCAGUACCCACCGCUGAUGUACCCUCAACAAACUCCUCGGACAAGUGGUUGUGGCAAUCAUUCCUAUUUGGCUCCCAAGGAAACUAUGGUCUAAAAAGUGCAAAAAAUUGGCUGAGACCGAGGAAAAAGGUAAAUUUCUUAAGAAAUUUGCAAGAAGAAUCCGCACUGGCAUGUUCUAUAAAGUUUUUCGAUUCUCUGCUUCAUCGAUCUUCGAAAGAUGAGAAUAACAAAGAGAUCAUGCAACCCAAAAUCUUUGGCGAAGCCCUAUUUCCUCCAUCGCGACCUUUAAACGUGGUCAAUAACCCCAUGUGUUACGAUGAUACCUGUCGCGAGGCAGGAUUUACUAAUAACGAAUAUAAUAAAUAUGAUGAUAAUGAUUACUGUGGUCAUGUUAACAAAUAUAAUAUAUACGAUGAUAAUGGUCAUGGUGACCAAAUGACCAGAGAUAAUGUGUAUAUACAGAUGAGUAAAAAUCCCGCGUUGUCGAAGAUUAAUGAUCGAUCACGUACGCGUAAAUACGAAACUUUAAGAUGCGAUUCGGGUCAGGGUAAAAAGAGAUGCUUAUUCAAAUACAAUAAUUCCUUUAAUAGUUUGAAGAAUAGGCCAACAGCUGCGACGAAGAAAAUUUUUAAAUCAAUUCUCCUAUCAAACAAUAUUUAUAACGGCACUGUCCAUACGAAAGAAGAUGGUUUUUCCAUAUAUGAGCAACGUCGUCCGGUGACGAAAUGUGAAACGGGGAGAUUAGAUGAUAGCGGUGGUAAUGGGAGAGUAACGAGUAGUAAAAAGAUCGCGUUAACCGGAAACGGGUCCGCCAUUUUGAUCAAUAAAGAUAUCGAGGGAAGAAAAAAAGCUCCCAUCAGUUUACAUAAUGACAAAUCUCGUUUGGAAUUCAAAUCUCACUUUAACUAUAGAGAAGAUCUUAACCACCAUAAAGACAUAAAUUAUAGAACCCGUAAUGAAAAUGAAUUAAUUGAUGAUGGUCAGGACAUAUUAUCACCGGGUAUUCCUCCCCUCUAUAAUAAAUUGGAGGAAGAUUUUAGCUGCCACUUGGAACAGCUCGAUGACCUAAAUUUCCAAAAUAACAGCACACUAGAAACUUCGCUCUCCGACACCGCCGCACCAUCUAACAUUGAAAUUGCGGACACGAACCCAAAUUUUUGCGAAAAAAAUCAUAAAAAAGAAGAGUAUCACCACUACGUGUCUAACUUUUAUCACAAUCGUCAUUCUACACCGAAGGCACAGUACUACAAAAAUUUUACAGUUAAUUCCAGCCUCUACAAGUAUAUUUAUAAAGAUUUUGAGAAAGUCAAUAAAACCAACAAUCAAAACUGCCAGCCGCUUAACGUGAAUCCGCUUAGCGUGAAUGAUUCUCGCCCACAUCAUUGUGAUCCGGUUAACAGAAUCGAUUUACCUCCUCGAGAUAGCAUUUGUGACAAAAUAGUUCUUUUGCGACACUUAUCAUACGAAAACCUAUCCGCAGUAAAGCAAGGCAAUAACAUUGAUAAUAAUCAUAGCAACCAUAAAAAUACCAAUGCGAAUAGUGCUUGGUCUCGUAAAUAUUUCGGUGAUGACCAUUGGUUCCCCGCACCUCAAGCACACUUAGCGAAUAUGAACCAAAUAGCUAUUGCCGAAAAAUAUCACCGGCAAGAAUCUCAAGUGCCAACGAACCCUUCCGCCAUAGAUGCCGACUCUCAAAAAAGUUACAACCUCAUCAUGCAAGCCCUUCCGAACCUGUUGAAUUUUGAAAAUUGUCAUAGAUAUUCCAAUGGAAUCUUUAUAGAGAUAAAGAAUAACAACGUUACGACACUCCCCGGUGACUUAAUUACUGAUAAUAAUAUGAUUUUAUCGUCUCCCAAAAAUAAUAUGGCUUCUCAUUACGAAGAAAUCCAGCCCGUUAUACCCCUACGCAACAUGGAAGAUGAAGCCAAUCAUUUGUUUACGAAAGCUUACAACCAGUGUUCAUUCCAACCCUACAACCAACAUGGCACGGAAUAUGAAAAAUCCUUCUUCAGAACCAGACUUUAUCCCCAAAUCGACCAUGACAAAAUAUCCUUCACUGAAUAUGACCGGUUCGGCCAGUACUCAUCUUCCUUAGUUUAGUGGAAAUGUUUCGGCGGUUGUUCCUUCUAUUAUUAUAAAUACAAUAUUUACGCGGCAAAAAAAAAUGGCAUUUUUUAAUACAGAGUAUAUAUAACUUCUAU